UUUUCUUUCAUUCUUGAAUUUUUCUAUUACUUAAUGCUUUAAUAAUCAAAUUUCAUCAUAUUAUAAUCUCAUUAAGUAAUGGAUCGAAUUCAAUGCAAUACUAUAUUAUUUCUUUUAAUAAUUCAAUUAUUAUUAUUAUACGUCAAUUUGUCACAAUCAAAGGAUAAUAAUAAUUUUCCAAAUUAUGCCAUUCGGGUUAAUAAACGUGACGCACAGUCGGGAACUCCUAAUAUAAAUAAUACUGUUGCAAAAGAGCCAUUAAAGUGUAAUGGUGAUGCAGCUAUUUGCGAUCUAAGAUAUGAUCAAGUGACUUAUCCCGGAACUCAUAAUAGUGCAUCAUACAAUUUAGAAUUCGAUUGCAAUCUAACAGUAAGAAAUUGUUUAGAUUCAGUAAGUGUAUGUAGUAAACAAUACGCACAAUGUUUAAUGACAUAUGGGAUGCAAUGCGAUGCACAAACUUCAGCGUGUAAACAACGGAAUCCACAAUGGUUACAUUGGUUGUGUGAAGGAUUCAAUAAGACAUGUAGGUCUAGUAAUGCUUUGUGUACAGCAUGGAAUGCUGUUUGUACCAACAGUGAUAGAGUUUGUAAUGUUUGGGGUAAUGCGUGUGAAAUUGACGUGCCUGAUUGGAUUAUAACUUGUUUUUGGGAAAACAAUCCUGGUUAUCCUGUUUUAAGACAACUUCAGGAUGGGAUUAGAUUGUUUGAUUUUGAUACAUGUCUUUUAAAUAAUGAACAUGGAGUUUUUUGCCAUGGUCAAAAUCCGGCGAGAGCAUUGGGAGAAGAAUUAGAUACAGUAUUUCAAGUAAUUUUGGAUUUCAUGAAUUCCAACCCCAACGAGGUUAUAACAAUUGAAUUUGGUGAUACGGAUGGAGACCCACAAAUACUUAGUAAUUAUAUACAAUCAAAACUAGCACAAUAUUUUGUAAAUCAAACAACAGGGCAUUCAAUGAUGUAUUCAAUGUCAGAUCCUAAUAAGCCAUGGAUAACAUUACGUGAGAUGAUAAAUAAUAAUACUCGUAUAGUUGUUUUCUUCGGUAGAAUUUAUAAUAAUGUACAGAAUAGACAACCAUGGAUACAUUAUACAUAUGAAUGGUUUACUGAAUCGUACAGAUAUACUUCUAAUGAUAUGACUCCUGAACAACUUACCAAUAGUUUUAAUGGUUAUUGUGCUACUUCUGAUGCCGUUAUUAGAAAUGACACACAAUUGUAUGGUAAAGUGAGAUGGCAGACAAUUGAUGAUACUGUAGGAAUAUUACCCACUAAUAUAGAAGAAGCAAUAAAGAUGGGAAAAAGUCCAGGUCCAGUAUGCAUAAAAGAUUUAGCAUUAGGAAUUAAUUUUGAUGUACUAAAAAAUAUUGAAGCAUUUUGUUAUCCUAGAUUUCCCUAUUAUUUUAGAGUAAGAGUUGAUCAUUAUUGGCAAAGUAGCUUAUUUGAAGUUGUUAGAAAAAUGAAUCGACAAAAUGUUAUAAAGUUCUUAGGUAAUGCUACUAGCACUAAUAGCGCAAAUCCAACUUGAUAAUUUUUUGAAGAAAAGGUGGAGGGGAAGAAUCGAGAUGUGCGUGUGAUGAUCAAGUUAAAUGAUUUGAAUUAUUUUGAAUUAGUUCUUUUUUUUCCUUUUUUUUUUAAAAAAAAAAAAAUGGUUGGUUUUUUUUG
Molecule: messenger RNA, 1655 nt
Organism: Rhizophagus irregularis DAOM 181602=DAOM 197198
Lineage: Eukaryota; Fungi; Glomeromycota; Glomeromycetes; Glomerales; Glomeraceae
Biological process (GO): lipid metabolic process
Molecular function (GO): phosphoric diester hydrolase activity
Source: RefSeq, a predicted model, not a curated record